AUGCGAUAUCCUGAGGCGGACAUCCGUCCACACAAGGUCGGUUGCAAGCGAGGAUGCAACGCUGUAGUCGCAGCGAAGAGUCUCAAUAGUGACCUUCGCAAUGACGGUUUAUGGCCUCUGCGAUCUACCGACUUGGUAGUCGUUGACCUGUCUGCCUGUGAAUUGGUGGCCGAUGGUGUGAAGCUCGAUGACUCUUACAGCAAAGCUCAGAUAAUGACAAUGCAGAAACUGGCUCCUGCAGCGGUUAUUCUAGCCCUGCAUGCACCGAAACAAAUCCCAGGGUUCUCUAACUUUGGUCUUGAGAGGCUCUAUCGGGCAACGGCUGAGACUACCGAUAUUCCGCUCUGGGCAUGGCAGAUCAUCGCUGAGAAAAUGGAUACUCGAUUAGCCCGAACCGGACCGGCUUCGUGGCCGCAUCCUCAUUGGCCACUUCACUUCCUCAUUGCUGACUUCAUGGCAAUACUUUGG
Messenger RNA from Perkinsus marinus ATCC 50983, 468 nucleotides. RefSeq lists its product as hypothetical. The annotation marks the transcript as partial. The transcript has a single exon. NCBI's taxonomy places the organism in Eukaryota, Perkinsozoa, Perkinsida, Perkinsidae. The record is from RefSeq and is a predicted model, not a curated record.